AUGAAUCCUUCCCUUCAUGGGAAUGAGAUGAACAUCAAAUGGACCCCGCCAUCUCAUGGAAGAAUCAAAAUAAACUUCGAUGACUUAGUGCGGGGUAAUUCUGCUACAGGAGGGUUCAUACUAAGAACAGAAAAUGGUAACUCUCUUACUAUAGCUUCUUUUCACUCCGGCACUACCACUGUCCUUGUUGUAGAAGCUAUGGCCCUAUGUAACAGUCUCAUUUGUGCCAAGAGUCGUGGUAUCACCAAGAUAGAAGUGGAAUGCGACUCGAAGCUAGUGAUCGACGUUGUGAAUGGAAUUUCUACACCACCAUGGAGACUGCUCAAGUUAAUCCAAGACAUCAAGUCCUAG
Molecule: messenger RNA, 351 nt
Organism: Fragaria vesca subsp. vesca
Lineage: Eukaryota; Viridiplantae; Streptophyta; Magnoliopsida; Rosales; Rosaceae
Exons: 1
Coding region: 1-351 (116 amino acids)
Source: RefSeq, a predicted model, not a curated record